AUGAGAGGUGGGGAGGAGGAGGACAGAGAUAAUGCACAGAAGGUGACAGACACAGACACAGAUAGGAGGUUGGAGGAGACUGACAGGGACACAAGGAGAGCAGGAGGUGGACCAAUAGAAGUAAAGGAAGAACUAGUCCCAGGGUUAUACACAUUGCCCAUGACUGUUAAGGAAGAAUCAAGAAUUAGCACACCCCCACCUGUUAUCAACAGCAUAGAAGGCAAUGCAGAACCACAACAUUCCACCAUAAAGCAACCAGAUGUCUCAACCUCAGUUAUGUGUGAUGGGAGUGUACACCCUCCCUUGAGACCAGUGCAAACAAACAAAGAAGCCAGCAUUGCUCAUGAACCAGAAUGUUGUGAGCCUAUUCAGAUAGCUCCUCACUCAAAAAUAAGUCAGGCAAAUAGUGAAUCCAGCACUUCACAAGAACCCCAAUGCUUGGGUCCUUUUGUAGAACCAUCAAGCAUUAAGUGUUCUAAAUGCUCAGUGGUACUGUCAGAGUAUUAUCAACUUCUCAGUCAUUCCUGUAUUGCCAAACACCUUUCCAGAGAGUCGAGGAAAAAAAAACUCAAAUGCUACUUUUGUGAGAAGGAGUAUGGUACUAUGUCUGCUUUGAAAAAGCAUAUUAAAACAUAUGUUGAAAAGACAUAUGUACAAUGUAGCAUUUGUGGAAUGCGCCUUAAUCGAGAAAUAUCUUUCAAAGAGCAUGCACUAAUACAUACAAAUCAGUGGCCAUAUCGCUGUCACAUCUGUGGUCAUGGUGCCAGAUCACAACGCUAUUUGGAGCGCCAUAAAACCAUUCAUACAGAGAAGUCUUGGAUGUGUGAUGUCUGUGGAGCCAUGUUUCACAAUCAAAUAAGAUUAAAUACUCACAAAAUAGUGCACUCAGAAAGGAAAUAUGAAUGUGACUUGUGUUUUGCGAAGUUCAAAGGACGUUGUCAACUCAAGAGACAUAAGAAGAACAUGCACUCUGUCAGGGAAAAGUUUCAGUGUGAAGACUGUAGUUUAGCUUUUACAAGUAAACACCAAUUGAAGUACCACAAAGAAGUGAAACAUGAUGAUAAUUCUAGUGGAGAACGUUUCAUUUGCUCUGUGUGCAACAAAGAAUUCAAACGUAGAUUUGCUUUCAAUAAACACAUGAAUAAGCAUACUCGUAUAUAUGAAAAUGGUUUCCAGCCACAAAAGUGCUUGGUCACUUAUCACAUGUAUGUCCAUCAGAUUUCCUCCCUAGUCCGUGUACGUCGCACUCAACUAUAUGCUGCAUGGUUUGACUCUCUCUGCACUCACAAUUGGGGUCCUGGGAGAAACCCCACUUUUUCAAAAAAUAUCCGCACCGACCAACACCUGUCCGCAGACGAUUUAGAGUUACCCACACUCUAUGUUGGAGUUGGAAGCCUGGAACUCAUUGAGAUGGGUCCUCAAUAA
Molecule: messenger RNA, 1425 nt
Organism: Schistocerca serialis cubense
Lineage: Eukaryota; Metazoa; Arthropoda; Insecta; Orthoptera; Acrididae
Product: zinc finger protein 728-like
Exons: 5
Coding region: 1-1425 (474 amino acids)
Biological process (GO): regulation of transcription by RNA polymerase II
Cellular component (GO): nucleus
Molecular function (GO): DNA-binding transcription factor activity, RNA polymerase II-specific; RNA polymerase II transcription regulatory region sequence-specific DNA binding
Source: RefSeq, a predicted model, not a curated record